Charadrius vociferus (killdeer) is the source of this 1260-nucleotide messenger RNA. RefSeq lists its product as uncharacterized. Lineage: Eukaryota; Metazoa; Chordata; Aves; Charadriiformes; Charadriidae. The record is from RefSeq and is a predicted model, not a curated record. Gene Ontology annotation, molecular function: nucleic acid binding; RNA-DNA hybrid ribonuclease activity.
GGACAGCGAAAACUGGGAAUAAAUCGAAUUGAGGCCAUAUGCGCCAUCCCAGAACCCCGGAAUUUACAUGAGUUAAGAACCUUUUUGGGAAUGACAGGGUGGUGUCGAUUAUGGAUAAUGGACUACGGGCUUAUUGCUAGACGACUGUAUGAGGUGCAGAAAUCACCUGUGUUUGUUUGGAGUAAACCGCAGAAAGAAGCUUUUAAGAAACUGAAGUUGGCGCUGAAAACAGCCCCUGCCCUGGGACUCCCGGACUUGACCAAGGAAUUCCAAUUGUUCGUGCAUGAAAGACAGAGACUGGCUUUAGGAGUAUUAACCCAAAAGUUGGGCAGCUGGAAAAGACCUGUAGGCUGUUUCUCUAAACAACUGGAUCCGGUAAGUGCGGGAUGGCCCUCCUGUUUGAGAGCUGUGGCAGCGACCGUGAUCUUAAUACUAGAAGCUAGAAAGCUGACUUUGGGUAAACAUAUGGAUGUAUUUGUGCCACAUAUGGUGACAACUGUUUUAGAGCAAAAAGGGGGGCAUUGGCUGUCACCCAGUCGGAUGAUGAAAUAUCAGGCAAUUCUAACAGAACAAGAUGAUGUAAGUUUGAAAACCACUAACUUGUUAAAUCCGGCAGUUUUUCUUGGAACAGAUCCAGAAGAGGGAACUCUUGAGCAUGACUGGGUGGAAGUUAUCGAGCACACCUAUGCAACCAGAAUUGAUCUAAAAGAUGUACCUCUCGCAAACCUGGAUUGGGAAUUGUUCACUGAUGGAAGCAGCUUCGUGGAAAAUGGAACACGAUACGCGGGAUAUGCCGUGACUACGUGGAAAGAAAUAGUGGAAGCACAAGCGUUGCCCCCAGGAACAUCAGCACAGCGAGCAGAGCUGAUUGCUCUAACAAGAGCUCUAGAACUUAGUGACAACAAGAAGGCUAAUAUAUGGACAGACUCAAAGUAUGCCUUCGGAGUAGUUCAUGUUCACGGGGCCUUAUGGAAAGAACGAGGAUUGUUAUCUGCGCAAGGUACAAACAUAAAAUAUCAAAAGGAGAUAUUAGAAUUAAUAACAGCAGUACAAAAACCGGACCAGCUGCGGAACACCUUGGUAUGGAAUAGACCUUUACCUCUGGAGAACCCAGUACACGACAUUCAACCUGGAGACCGGGUAUACAUCCGGAAUUGGAGUGAAGAACCUUUGAAAGAACGGAUCAACGGCCUCCCUAUUAUGGAUGGACCAAAGAUGUUUUUCCGGUUCCAACAGAUAGUAGACAUCAAACAGAGAUUC